This is a messenger RNA of Aureobasidium pullulans EXF-150, 1068 nucleotides long. RefSeq lists its product as uncharacterized. Lineage: Eukaryota; Fungi; Ascomycota; Dothideomycetes; Dothideales; Saccotheciaceae. Bases 1 to 1068 code for a protein of 355 amino acids. The transcript is spliced from 4 exons. The record is from RefSeq and is a predicted model, not a curated record.
AUGGACCUGUCAACCGCAGGACGCGACAACCAGAUCGCUACGUGGGCCGAGAAUAUUGGCGGAUUGGCAAGGGUCACGAUCUCAACCCUCCCCACCGACAUCACCUUCGACUUCCUGUUGCAGCUCUACCGCAUCGCAAAGAAGUACGAAGUCGACGACCUCGCUAUUCUCGCCGCUGAUCACUUCGUCCAAAAGCUUACAACCGUUCAACUAUCCGAAGUUGGCAACAUCGUGCAGUCUCUCCUAGGCGAAGGUGGAAAUUUGGGUGAAUACCUCGCCGCGUUCAUGAUGCGUGAGCACAAUCGUCUCAUGCAGCAGCCCUCUUUCGUCUCAAUGCUUGCCAACCACUGGCCAUUCCUCUUCCAACUGAUGCACAACAUGGGCCAUUGGGUACUCGACGUUCGCUCUCUUCCCAUCGAAGAGGAUGACGCAGAGUAUACGGAGUACAGUAGCGACGACGACUACGCUGGAGAUGAUCCCGAAAGCCUUCCUGAUACCGCUGGGAUGCAGAUCGACCGCCUGCCUCGUGCGUACUCUGAGACUCGUGCUGUCCAGGAGUCCAACGAUGGUGGAUCUAUUGACACCUGUACCAGAGGACGUGCCUUGACUGGAGGCAAGGGCCACGCCUUGAUUGGAGGUAAGGCCCGCUUCCUGAGUGGAGGCAAAGCACCGCGUUCUGAUCCUCACACCGAAGACCGCAUGUCUCGUGAGUACCCCAACCCUCCUGCUGCACAAGAUACCAACAGGCGUGGAUAUGUUGGCAAUGGUACCGGAGGAUACGCAUCGAGGAAGACCAAGGCCACACCAUCGGACAACAAGGGCUCAAAUGGCGGUGUCGGUGUUGCUACACCUAUCCGUCGCCAUCCAGGUCGCAGACAGCGUCCUCGUACUCCCCAUUUGGCCCCAUACACCAGACGCAUCCCAGUUGAAGAGGCUGUUGACCGGUCCAUGGAUGCUCAAUCUAGCCUCAUUGAGACCACUGCACAACUAGCAGCUGCUCGUACUCGUUGCGAAUGUUGCACACAAGGCGCCCUCGGUAGUGGCUUGAGCUUGACAAAUGGUAGAUAG